Messenger RNA from Acanthaster planci (crown-of-thorns starfish), 2796 nucleotides. RefSeq names its product pyruvate dehydrogenase [acetyl-transferring]-phosphatase 1, mitochondrial-like. Gene Ontology annotation, biological process: protein dephosphorylation. The record is from RefSeq and is a predicted model, not a curated record. Gene Ontology annotation, molecular function: [pyruvate dehydrogenase (acetyl-transferring)]-phosphatase activity. Gene Ontology annotation, cellular component: mitochondrion. NCBI's taxonomy places the organism in Eukaryota, Metazoa, Echinodermata, Asteroidea, Valvatida, Acanthasteridae.
AGACACGAGGGAGAAGUAAGAAUGGCACGGCUGACAAGAGCUGCUAGGCUUGCGAAUGUUACCGUGGGAAUUAGGUGUAUGGAAAAUAUUACAAGGAGUUUAUGCUGUCAUGUUACGUACAGUGACAAGCUGUCUGCAAUUCAAGGUCAAUGUUGGAACAAAUGCUUGAAUCCUGUGAAUAGACUGAAAACACUCUGCUCUUGGAAGCCACUGACUUUCCUAGGACGAGUCGUCAACCAGCCUGUCCAUUGGUUUCACACAACUGGGGUCCAAAAUUGGUAUGGCCACCUGACCAUCACACCAGAACAAGUCAACUCUAUUCUGCACAGGAAUGAGCUUGCGGUGGAAGUAGAUGCCAGCAAGUGCACCUCUGUAAAAACUUUCAUGACCAACCAGUUGCGGUCAAACAACCCGGUGGAGGAUCGCAGGGCGGAGGCAGCCUGUGUGAUGACCAAGGCCAUGCUGUUCGGCGUGUUUGACGGGCAUCACGGACCAGCCUGUGCCCAAGUUGUCAGUGAACGCUUGUUCAAUUACAUAGCAGCUGAGGCUCUCCCAUACAAAGUGCUCCAGGAGGCCCUACGGAUGUUUGCCAGCGGGGAACUGCUAGAGUUAGUUGAGUGGUACCAGCAUCCUAAUGAUUACAUCUCCCGUGACAGGCAGACGCUGUUCCGGCACAGUCUGGGGCAGUACAUGAAGGACAACCUGGAGAUGGAUUUCCAGGGGGAAGACAGGGUGGCUGACGUACUGAUGACGUCAUUCGACAGGCUGGACAAAGACUUAUCCACCGAGGCACAGAGCACUUCCAAUGGGGAAUUCAACGAUGAGGGGCUCCACACUGUCUUCUCUGGUGCCUGUGCCUGUGUUGCCUAUGUGGAAGCAGACGAUUUGUAUGUGGCCAAUGCAGGAGACUGCCGGGCAGUGCUGGGCCGGCAGAGCGACAACGAACCUUGGAGUGCCAUCGCCCUGUCAAACGAUCACAAUGCGCAAAACAUUGACGAGGUCAGAAGGUUACGCUCAGCCCACCCUCAGGAUGAAUCAUCCACCGUCAUCAAGAACGGUCGCCUGCUGAGCGAGCUGGCCCCCCUCCGGGCCUUCGGGGAUGUGCGCUACAAGUGGAGCCAGUCCCUCCAGCACCAGGUACUGAACCCCUGGUUCGGCACUAAUGUCAUCCCCAAGAACUUCCACACUCCGCCCUAUCUGAUCGCCACCCCCGAGGUGAUCCACCACCGCCUCACCCCGGAUGACCGCUUCCUCAUUCUUGCCACCGACGGACUGUGGGACUUCCUGACCCCCGAGAAGGCCGUCAGCCUGGUUGGGGAGUUCCUCCUGAUGAGUGACAAAGUGGGCAACUUCCGCCCCCCGUCCACUGACAUGACUCUUGAGCAUAUUCACCAGAUGCUGUCCAGGCGCAAGGCAGCCCUGUGGCCGAGGGAUGACAACGUAGCCACCCACCUGAUCCGCUACGCCCUGGGUGGUGUUCACAACCGGUUUGACCACCAUCGGUUGGCCAACACACUGAGUCUACCAGAUAACGUAGUCAGGCAGUACAGGGAUGAUAUCACAGUGACAGUUGUGUUCUUUCAAUGACAACUGUCCAACAAUAGCAAAAAAAUCCAUUGAAUUUGGAUUUAGUGUUCAAUGAAGCUUUCAACUUUGCAUUCAGUAAAUGCCGAAGGAAAUGGCUAUUCCUGUAGAUAUUAAGAUUGAAGUGUUUCUGACAAUGACAGUGAAAUAUGGACAUCCUCUGAUCAGUAACUGUAAGGUUUACUUAUUUGUAGAAUUUGAUGUUUUGUACUCAUGUAAAUGAAUAACAAUACUACAGUUAUUAAGAAAAACAGGUCUAUUAAUUAGUCAAAGUGUUACCCACAACAUCCAGGUAUUUUUUUACAAGCCUUCAGACGACUCUGAGUGUGCAGUGUUGAUACAGGUACAUGUAAAUAUACGUCAGCUAAGGGCCGAAAACCCACAAUAUAAAAUGUGCAAAUACAUACACUGUAUGUGUAAAUGUUCUUUCUUGCACAAGGUGGUACAAAUUUAAUGGAGUACUUUUUAAAGUGGAAUAUUUAUCAAGUAUUCUUGUCGUUGUUGGUCAGAUUUUAAUUAACGUAAUACUCUAAAGUCUCAAGAAUCCCACAUGCAUGGAGUUUGCCAGCAGUCUUUUUUACCCUCUUUUUCUUGAACUCAUGACAAAACUAGGAAGUAAAUACCAGGAGUCACUGUCCAUGUGUUGCAGUCGAGACCCCUUUGACUUGAGACCAUCACAAGACAACACAAGACCUCCUAUCUGAAUUCAAAGUCAUGGGCAAGUAAAAACCACAUCGGAAACAUUACUUUGUCAUCGUUCACCCUGAUUUGCUUCUCAACUAUAACACGGGCUACAAUGUUUUUUACAUGUGUUUUGCCACCUGGAUGUAUGUUGGACCACAUGUACACCGAAAGGUCUUGCUGAUACAUUUAAAGUAUAAACAAAACAAACUUGUGUUGUAUUUGCAUCCUUUUGACAUGUAAAGGAUACUGAAUGUACUUUCUGAAAUGUGACCUGCCACCGCAAAAUGACCUGAAAGUCCGAAUUUUCAAAAAUUAAGAUACUUAGUAUUGAUGUCUUUGAAUUCAGCACGAAGAGAGCUUUCCAGUGGCAUGUACAUGGAACACUUGGGGUAAAAGUAUAAGGCGACUAUGAAACAUUAUUAUGGCGACUGUGUGUCAUUGUUUCCGACAUUGUUUAAACAUUUCUGACCGGGCACGAAUAAUGCUAUCAUCGACAUUGCUGAGAAAAUCACAUUUUUAAAUAUCUGA